Emys orbicularis (European pond turtle) is the source of this 801-nucleotide messenger RNA. RefSeq names its product myosin light chain 3 (gene MYL3). Lineage: Eukaryota; Metazoa; Chordata; Testudines; Emydidae. The record is from RefSeq and is a predicted model, not a curated record. The transcript has 8 exons. Gene Ontology annotation, cellular component: myosin II complex. Bases 1 to 801 code for a protein of 266 amino acids. Gene Ontology annotation, molecular function: calcium ion binding.
AUGGCCCCCAUCUUGACCAGCACACCAGGGAUUGAACCACCUCUGAAGCUAACUGCUGAAUCGCUUGAGCGAGAGCACUGCGACUGCGGAACUCUUGCCGCACUGACCCCCCUCCCUCUGCCCUGCCAUGUCCUGAUUGAGCAGGCAGGCAAGCUCCGCAUCAGCUCCUCCCAGCCUAUCUCUGCAGGCGGCAGUCGAAAAAGCAACAUGCCCCCCAAGAAGCCUGAGCCAAAGAAGCCCGAACCAAAGAAAGAGGAACCGAAGGCAGCACCUAAGCCAGCACCACCACCAGAGCCGGAGCCCCCCAAGGAAGUCCCGUUUGACCCAGCUAACAUCCAAAGAUGCUCCUUUAACUCAGAUGGAAUAGAAAAAUUUAAGGAAGCCUUCUCGCUCUUCGACAGAACUCCUAAAUCUGAGAUGAAGAUCACAUAUGCACAGUGUGGAGAUGUUCUGAGGGCUUUGGGGCAGAAUCCAACCCAAGCUGAGGUCCUCAAAGUCCUUGGCAGACCCAAACCAGAAGAAAUGAACAGCAAAAUGAUUGACUUCGAGACCUUCCUGCCCAUGCUCCAGCACAUCUCCAAGACCAAAGACACUGGCACCUAUGAGGACUUUGUGGAAGGCCUGCGGGUGUUUGACAAAGAGGGGAACGGAACGGUCAUGGGUGCUGAGCUCCGCCAUGUUUUGGCUACCCUGGGUGAGAGGUUGAGUGAAGAGGAGGUCGAUAAGCUAAUGGCUGGCCAGGAAGAUGCCAAUGGUUGUAUCAACUAUGAAGCUUUUGUGAAGCACAUCAUGACCAGCUGA